AUGACAACAACCACUUUUUUCAGAGCAAGAGUCAUUGGUACACAAAUCACCAUCAUCACAAGUAAUUGGUGUAUUACAACAACCAGUCUCUUUAGAACAACCAUCAGUAGUACAAGCAUUACCAUCAUCACAUGA
Molecule: messenger RNA, 135 nt
Organism: Dictyostelium discoideum AX4
Lineage: Eukaryota; Evosea; Eumycetozoa; Dictyosteliales; Dictyosteliaceae
Exons: 1
Coding region: 1-135 (44 amino acids)
Source: RefSeq, a predicted model, not a curated record